Psammomys obesus (fat sand rat) is the source of this 3667-nucleotide messenger RNA. RefSeq names its product urotensin 2 receptor (gene Uts2r). Gene Ontology annotation, cellular component: membrane. The coding region runs from base 1370 to 2530 and encodes 386 amino acids. NCBI's taxonomy places the organism in Eukaryota, Metazoa, Chordata, Mammalia, Rodentia, Muridae. Gene Ontology annotation, biological process: neuropeptide signaling pathway; blood vessel diameter maintenance; regulation of blood pressure. The record is from RefSeq and is a predicted model, not a curated record. Gene Ontology annotation, molecular function: urotensin II receptor activity. The transcript has a single exon.
UUUGAAUAUAUGAAUGUAUUCCAUGUGUGUGCCUGGUGCCUGAGGCAUUCAGAAGAGAGUGUUGUUCCCUGGAGCUGGAAUCACAGGUAGUUGUGAGCUGCCAUGUGGGCGCUGGGAAUCAAGCCCAGGUUUGCAGAGCAGUAAGCGAUCUCUCCAGCUCUAAUGAAGUUUGUUUUUAAGAAAUCUUUUCCUGGGCUAGGGGGAUGGCUCAGUGGUUAAGAGCACUUGCUGCUCUUGCAGAGGACCUGGGUUCGGCUUGCAGCCAUCUGUUACUACAGUUCCAAAGUAUCUGCUAUUCUUUCCUGGCCCCCAGGGUCCCAAGCACGUGCACGCUGCACAUACACUUGUGAAGUCAGACACAUAAACGAAAUAAAUCUGAGGGGGGACACCUGUACUCUCUUUAAAGAGCAAAACAAAAAGCCAGCCUGAUGGCACACUGAAGAAGCAGAGGAAGGUAGAUAUCCGUGCGUGUAAGCCCAUUCUGGCCUCCACGGGGAGCUCCAGGACAGCUUAGGCCACGUGGCGAGCCUUCGUUGUAGUUUUUUAGAUAACUCUCAAAGGGGGGCAUGCUGGUAAGAUGCUCAGCGGGUAAGACUGCUUGCCUCCAAGACUGAUGACCUGCCUUAGAGCCUUAGACCUGUAUGGAAGGAAAGUCUCAGUCUCCAAAGGCUGACCUCUAACCUCCGCAAACCUGUGGCAAACGUGUGCACACUAAGUGAAAGUGUCAUUUAAACAGUGUUUCAGAAUAAAGAAAUAUUUUCCUGCCAUGGAUCACGUUUUCUUCCAACAGCUUUUUGACUGACUGGCCUCCAUCACUAUGGAUGUGGGGCGGGGCCCAGGCUCAUUUUCUUCACAUGAUAAAUGAAAAUCCAAAGGCUCUACCUAUUUUUCUAUUUGAACUUUUAGGCUCAGUGGCCGUUACUCCUGUAACAGGAAGAAAGCAGUUUUUAAAAGCAUACGAGUAACAUGAGAUGGGAAACUGAUGCCAUCGAGGUUGCAGAGCUACAACUUAGGACUCUUGUGUCUGCCCACGGCUGACCUCUCUGCCUUGCUGUGGCCAGCUUUUCAGAAAAGCAAAGGCCUUACACUGUCACGGGGGAGGGACUUGAGGUGCUGCUUAGUGGUGUCCUGGAGGAGAGUGGGUCUUCCUGUGUAGCUGGGGAGACCACAUGAAAGCGGUUCUUUUGAGGGUACUGACAGGGGACAGGACAGCCCUGGCCCUUCUGCAGAGGAGCGGUGACGGUAUCCAUGGCAGAGGCUGCCAGGGCAUAGAGGUAGGCUGCUGCCUUGAACCUUGGACACUAAUCUCUUCUCAGGACCCCCUCACUGAGCAGGGGACUCCCACCAGAAGCCCAGGGUGAGGACAGAGAUGGCGCUGAGCCUGGAGUCUACAACCAGCUUUUCCCUGCUGGCUGUGUCGGGAAGCACUGUGUCUGAGCUGCCUGGCGGACCCAGUGUGUCCCUGAACGGAUCCUGGACUGGCCCGACUGAUCCCAGCUCCCUGCAAGACCUUGUGGCCAGCGGUGUCAUCGGGGCAGUGCUGUCAGCCAUGGGCGUGGUGGGCAUGGUGGGGAACGCGUACACUCUGGUGGUGAUGUGCCGAUUCCUGCGCGCCUCGGCCUCCAUGUACGUCUACGUGGUCAACCUGGCACUGGCUGACCUGCUCUACCUGCUGAGCAUCCCCUUCAUCAUAGCCACCUACGUCACUAAGGACUGGCACUUUGGGGACGUGGGCUGCCGUGUUCUCUUCAGCCUGGACUUCCUGACCAUGCACGCGAGCAUCUUCACCCUGACCAUAAUGAGCAGUGAGCGCUACGUAGCGGUCCUGAGGCCCCUGCACACGGUACAGCGCUCCAAGGCUUACCGAAAGCUGCUGGCACUGGGCACCUGGCUGCUGGCGCUGCUGCUGACCCUGCCCAUGGUGCUUGCCAUCCGGCUGGUCCGUAGGGGCUCUAAGAGCCUCUGCCUGCCGGCCUGGGGCCCUCAUGCCCACCGGGCUUACCUGACCCUGCUCUUUGGGACCAGCAUUGUGGGGCCUGGCCUGGUCAUUGGGCUGCUCUAUGUCCGCCUGGCCAGGGCCUACUGGCUAUCUCAGCAAGCUUCUUUCAAGCAGACACGGCGGCUGCCCAACCCCAGAGUGCUCUACCUCAUCCUUGGCAUCGUCCUUCUCUUCUGGGCCUGCUUCUUACCGUUUUGGCUGUGGCAGCUGCUGGCCCAGUACCGUGAGGCCAUGCCACUGGCGCCCCAGACGGCACGCAUCGUCAACUACCUGACUACGUGCCUCACGUACGGCAACAGCUGCGUCAACCCCUUCCUUUACACACUGCUCACCAAGAACUACCGCGAGUAUCUGCACGGCCGCCAUCGCUCGCUGCGCAGUGCUUGCCGUGGCCCAGGGCGUGCUGGCGGCUUCCCGCCCAGCAGAGCCCACCUCCAGCAGCACUCGGGCCGCUCGCCGUCCGCCAGCAGCCAACAGGCCACAGAGGCCCUCAUGCUGUCCCCAGUGGCCCCUAGCGGGGCCUUCGUCUGAGAGUGCCCUUUGUGAUCCUGGCGGUGGAAAAGGACCUAAAGCCAGGCCACUCGGGAGCCCAUUCCCAGAAUCCCGUACACAAACCCAACCAGCUUGUCUGUCCUCUUCAGUUCUCUUCUGGAAAGCUCCCUGUUCUUUCUCCUUUGCUGUCCACUUCAACCCUGUCAGCACCUCUCCUACCAGGCCAGCACACUCCUCCUUCAAGCCUAUCGCUGACGGGCUUCAGAAGCUGUGCCCCAGACCCUCUUCUGAAGACCCUGGUGAGCUGAAUCACACAAGACCUACUCACCCAGAGCAGCUAGUGCCCGGCUGUAAGCCCCACCCUUAGAUGUAGGCGAGAGCCCUCUUCCAUUGGCUGACCUGUAGAUGUAGGCCCGCCCAGUCCCGAGGACCCUCUCCCAUUGGCUGACCUGUGGAUGUAGGCCCGCCCAGUCCCGAGGACCCUCUGGUUGGUAAGAGGCCUCUCUGCCCUUUCCCUCCACAUCCCCCUCCCAUGGCAGCUUCUUGCUUCCAUGUGCAACAAUAAACCCUCUGCUCUGCAGUCUGUCCUGCCUCAGUGCCGGGGAUGGAAGUUGGGGUGGGGCGGCGGUCCUGGACCCAGGGGUCCCUAUUUCCCGGCCUUUACCUGCGGAUGUCUCACUUAGGGCAGGCCGGGCGAGCACUGCAGCUCAAGCACAGAAAGGAGGCCGCAGGCCUGAGACCGGGCAGCACGACCCACAGUGGCUUGUGUGGACAGCGAUGAGGCCUGGAUUCACUGUUCCUGACGGACUGCUUCCCUGUCCGAGGUACCGUCCUCGGGACAGCCUUUCCCAGGCUGACCAUUUCUCCUGCGUGGCCACCCCUUUUAGGGUGACCGCCCGAGGCCGGGCGCACCUUGUCUGGUAGCACUCGCUGAAUGUCAGGUGCGCUCCGGUGGCAGGACGUGGUGGUCUCUGGAACGAUGGAAUGUUCCAGAAAUAGAUUCUGGUGUCUGGCCGCAGAACUUUGUGCUUCACCGUGGUUAAGAUAGUAGAGCAUGAGGGAUAAAUUUGGGUACACACACACACACACACACACACACACACACACACACACACGAAAGGGUUGGGCCUGUAAUCCCAGGAGCUGGGGAGACUUGAGGUCAGCUUGUGCUCUAAA